UGUACAGGCCAGCAGAGCGUAGAGCUGUCCCGUAGAGUAGCUUUGUAAGGACCUCAAGAGCCCUUUCUCUUCUACGAGCAGCUCGUUUUCUAACAAACCUACCAACUCGGGAAAACUACUGCCAUCUCAGCCCACAGAUUACCAGCAGCUUCAGAGCGUGGACCCUAAAAACACCCCAAGAGCUCCGAGUUUAGAGUGCUGGUGACGCUGACUGCUACACGCGUUCCACGCGGAACGAAGUCCUAUGCGGGCCAUGAUGGAGAGAGCGGGAUUUCGGCUCGGCGCGCUCUUCCUGCUGGUGGCUUGUCUCGCGGUUCAUGGAGCAAACGGCGCAGCAGUCGUGGGGGAGUUGCAAGUGCAAGCCAUGGGCUGCCAGCCGGCGUUAGGGCCUGGAUGGGCGGCUGGAGAAAGCUGCAGCGAAUCAAACAUUACUUGUGAUGCACAAGGCAGGGUAACCAGCAUUAUCCUCAUUGGUUGCGGCUUAACGGGGUCUAUUCCAUCAACUCUUGGCAGCAUGAUCAACCUCACAUUGCUAAACCUGUCUAACAACAGUCUGACUGGCUCCAUUCCUGGAUCCAUCAGCAACCUCAAGAACCUCUUUAUCAUCGAUCUUUCGUACAACCAGCUGUCUGGCAGCAUCCCUGCCAGCUUCAGUGUGCUUAAUCAAGUUACUUAUCUUGAUCUUUCCGUCAACGAGCUUACAAGCAGCAUACCAGAUAGCUGCAGUGCGCUUAGUCAAGUUACUCAUCUUGACCUUUCGUACAACCAGCUUACAGGCAGCAUCCCUGCUAGCUUCAGCGCACUUGAUCAACUUGCGUACAUCGAUCUUUCGUACAACCAACUGUCUGGCAGCAUCCCUGCCAGCUUCAGUGUGCUUAAUCAAGUUACUUAUCUUGACCUUUCGGACAACGAGCUUACAAGCAGUAUACCAGCUAGCUGCAGUGCGCUUAGUCAAAUUACUUAUCUUGACCUUUCUCACAACCAGCUUUCAGGCAGCAUCCCUGCUAGCUUCAGUGGCCUUAUUCACGUUGCUUACUUUGUUCUUUCGUACAACAAGCUUUCAGGAAGCAUCCCUGCUAGCUUCAGUGCACUUAAUCAAGUCACUUAUCUGAGCUUGAGGUACAAUGCCCUCACUGGGCUGAUUCCCCCUGCAAUUGGCAACUUGAAGAACUUGCAGUAUCUACGGCUUCAGUCAAACGUCCUGUUUGGGGCCAUCCCAGAUUCUAUUGGAUACCUUACCAACUUGAAAGUAAUCGAUCUUUCGUUCAACCAGCUUUCAGGCAGCAUCCCUUCUAGUUUCAGUGCACUUAGUCAAGUUGCUUCCCUCGUUCUUUCGUACAACAGGCUUUCAGGCAGCAUCCCUGCUAGCUUCAGUGCACUUAAUCAAGUUACUUAUCUGAGCUUGAGGUACAAUAACUUCAGUGGGCCCAUUCCCUCCGCUAUUGGCAACUUGAAGAACGUACAGAAACUACGCUUUCAGUCAAACUUACUGGCUGGGACCAUCCCACAGUCUAUUGGCAGCCUCACCAACUUGAAAGAAAUGGAUUUUUCGAACAACCUGCUUUCCGGCACCAUCCCUGCCAGCUUCAGUGCACUUCAGCAAGUUACUUAUCUAAAUCUUACAAGCAACCAUCUUUCAGGCAGCAUCCCUGCUAACUUCAGUGCACUGAAUCAACUUGCUCACUUAGAUGUUGGGCAUAACAACAUAAGUGGCCCAAUACCAGCAGCAUUGUGCAAUCUUUCAAACUUGAUAACACUGAAACUGGCUGAGAACAAAUUAUCUGGAUUUAUUCCAUCAAAUAUCGGCAGCAUGGGCAGCCUAGGGAAUCUUGAUCUUUCGUGGAAUAGUCUUUCAGGGAGCAUCCCUGCGAGCCUCACUAUGCUUAGUAAAGUUUCAUACCUAAGUCUGGCUGAAAACAACUUAUCUGGAUCUAUUCCACCAAAUAUUGAGAGCAUGAUCAGCCUAGAAUACCUGGAUAUUGACACGAACAACAUAAGUGGUCCAAUACCGGCAAAAUUGUGCAAUCUUUCAAACCUGACAAAACUGGAUCUUGGUUGGAACCUUCUUUCUGGUUCAAUUCUUGAUUGCAUUGGAGACUUAACCAAACUACAAACAUUGGCAUUAUAUUCAAACAAAUUUACGGGCUCCAUUCCAGCAGCAAUCAGCCAGCUCACAAAUAUUGACCACAUAUCUGUCUCAAGGAACAACUUAAUUGGCUCGAUACCAGCAACGAUUGGCCUCUUACAAAAACUCACCUAUUUAAACUUCGUUCUUAACCGUCUUUCAGGGACCAUCCCAGAAUCUGUUGGUGACCUCAGUAACCUGGUGCAAUUAUACCUUAUAAACAACUCCUUAACUGGCUCCAUUCCUAACUCCAUCAGCAAGCUCACGUGUCUCGAAGCAUUAGAUCUCGCAGACAACAAUUUAGGCGGCUCAAUACCGGCUAUAAUAGCCAAUCUUCACAACUUGACAGAUUUGGACUUGGGUUUUAACGACUUCACUGAUUCAAUCCCGUCCAACAUAGGCAGCAUGAGCAGGCUAAUUCACAUUUCUCUGGAUCACAACAAGCUGUCUGGAGAGCUGUCUCCAAUACUGGGAAACCUUACCGGCCUUCAAUCGCUGUCGACAACUGGAAAUGCAGUCACCUGCCCACCUGAAUACAGCAGCUGUGUGGUGAAACAGAAUCACGCAAGCCCUUUCUGCCAGAAGUGCUCUGCAUUUUGCACUACUUGUGGCAGGCCAGCACCAGAGAACCCAAGCACUAACAACAGUGAUAGUAGUAGCAGCAGCAGCAGCAGCAGCAGCAGCAGCAGCAGCAGCAGCAGCCAGUCCUCAUCUACAACAUCCAGGAGUGGAGGGGACGUUUCAGUGGGAGGCAUCAUUGGCAUUGCCAUUGCUGCAGCUGCCAGCCUUCUUCUCCUGGCUGCCACACUGCUCUACUGCAGGCACAGAAGGCACAAGAAGCAGCAGAGGCAGUAUGAAUUAGCUCACAGCAUAGCUUCAUCGCUGUGCACCGAGUACUCUCUUGCCGAAGUCCUAAAAGCCACCAACAACUGGUCGAAGGACAACCUACUUGGCUCGGGUUCCUUUGGAGAUGUAUACAAGGGGUUGUCUCCCCACGAUGACACCACUGCAUGGGCUGUCAAGCGAGCAAGGCUGAUAGAUGCUGAGUUCCAGAAAGAGGUGCAUCAAAUGGCGGACAAGAACCAUCCCAACAUUGUAAAGCUGCUCGGUUUUGCUGUUGGAGGAGACAUAAGGACGCGGGCAGAGCAAGUCUUGAUCUACGAGUUUGAGUCGAACAAUGACCUCGAGAAGUGGUUGGAUAUCAACGCCCCGUUUCCUUUGAGCUUGAGGCAGCGGCUGGACAUUCUCAUUGGUGCUGCACGUGGCUUGGAGUACCUCCACAGCUUUGGCAUUGUGCAUCGCGACAUCAAACCCGCCAACAUCCUCAUUUCAGAGAACAUGCAGGCUAAGAUUGCAGAUUUUGGGCUUAUGCGGGUGGAAGAGGGAACGACAGUUGCCUCCACUCGAGUGAUGGGUACACCGGGCUAUGUGGACCCCAUUUAUGUCAGAACAUCAAAAGCAACCACAGCCUCAGAUACAUACAGCUUCGGUGUGCUCAUGCUUGUCGUCCUCACCGGUCGUAAGCCAGGGCAUAAGAUCAAGAGAGGGACUGGCCAAAUCAUACUAUGGGUGGAGCAGAGCCUCUCUUCAGGCAGCAUAGCAGCCCUCCAGGACCCCAGGAUGGACCCUGCCCCUGAGGCUGCUGUCCUGCACAUUGCCCAGCUGGCAGUCAACUGCACCGUGAAGCGCACUGCCAGCCGCCCAAGCAUGGCUCACGUUGCCAACGAGCUGCAGGAGAUUAAGGAUGAGGUGGUGGGGAAAGAGGAACGGGGCGUAGCAGUGAAGGUGGAUGCACAGGUUGAGGAGAUUAAAGGUGUGGCCGGACCUGCUAGGAGUCUGGGUACGGAGUUGCGGUACCUCGCUGGCAUUGUGGAGGAAGAUCUUGCAAGGCCUUUUUGAUUAGUACAAAGGCAAUCAGCACUAGAGGAAGGGUGCAGAGAUGGAGGGUGAGAGGAUGUGUACGUUGGAAGGAAAUCGGGAUGGAGCACUAUUAAGUUUGGUUAUGGUUGGCGUGGCAUUUGGCACACCUCUUCGUGGAUUCUUGGCACAUUACCUCUAGCUGCAAGUAAUAUGUCAACUUCAUAUUUCCACGUUAGCUCAGCGGCAUAGCCAAUCUCGCGCAGACAGGUUUUGGUUCGCUUUGGCAUUUGCAUAUAUUUUGCAUAGGCUAUCUUUAAUCUCAUUGCAACUCACUAGCAUAAUAUUCUACGUUGGAGCUUACUGAUUGUGCUAUAUAGGCAACUACCGUAAUGUCGAGAG
Messenger RNA from Closterium sp. NIES-67, 4384 nucleotides. Lineage: Eukaryota; Viridiplantae; Streptophyta; Zygnematophyceae; Desmidiales; Closteriaceae. The record is from the annotation of a GenBank genome assembly.